Messenger RNA from Marasmius oreades (fairy-ring Marasmius), 207 nucleotides. RefSeq lists its product as uncharacterized. NCBI's taxonomy places the organism in Eukaryota, Fungi, Basidiomycota, Agaricomycetes, Agaricales, Marasmiaceae. The transcript is spliced from 3 exons. The record is from RefSeq and is a predicted model, not a curated record. Bases 1 to 207 code for a protein of 68 amino acids.
AUGAAAGCUGAAUCCGUAGCUGCACCAUCGAGCAGCUCCGAUGUUAGUUGGUUACGUUUGACCAACAGCGGUGGAUCACUCGCAUGCGAAGUCUACCGCAUGUAUACCAAAGGUGGUCAACCUCCUGCCUCGUGCACCCUAGGUCAAACUGUUGCCGUGAAAUACACCGCAAUAUAUUACCUCACGGGCGGAAACAUCAAAAAGUAA